Messenger RNA from Zophobas morio, 2235 nucleotides. RefSeq lists its product as uncharacterized. The record is from RefSeq and is a predicted model, not a curated record. NCBI's taxonomy places the organism in Eukaryota, Metazoa, Arthropoda, Insecta, Coleoptera, Tenebrionidae. The transcript has 5 exons. Bases 369 to 1331 code for a protein of 320 amino acids.
AUAAAUUUAAAAACGUUUUCUUAAACGUGUCUUUGUUUAUAAACAAAUGUCGUUUUUUAAACAACAGCAAAUGGGCUCCUUGUUGCUAUAGAAUUGACUUGAGCGAGAACAACAUCUUCGCUUUGGACAAUGAAGCAUUCCGAGCUUUAUUGAAAAUUCAGGAAGGAAAAAGGUACAAGAGACACGAAUUAGACGGAUUUGCCCAAAGCUGGGAAACCUCGUCAAAGGAAAUUCGCCGAUUGUUGACGCACAUUAAAACGUUAGAGUCCCUCGACCUUUAAAACAUAAUCAGUAUUAACGAAGUCAGAUUUCUGGUCGAACAACUCGCGACUUGUAUUCCAGAAAUAUCAGAACGUAUACAACACAACAUGAAAUCACUCGACACUCAUCAAAAACGUCUCACUACAGAGGACCAACUAAUUCAACAACUAAAACCACAACUAUACAUAACCUGCGUUGGACUCGAAGUGAAAAAACUGACCCAACCUGCAACCGUUUGUACGAACGCUAAAUGUACAGAAGUCAUGACGGUCGCUAAGGUCAAACAAUAUCACUACAAACAAUGCCACAGUCCCUGUUACCUACCCGGAAAUAGCGAAACGACAGUCGGCGAUCUGAAACUUCGUUUUUGUUCUUUAAUGUUAAACGACAAGUGCAAGCGUUGCGGCUGCGCCUGGCAAUUCCACAUGAACACUUGCAAAGUAACCCAGAAGAAAGAAUUUCGAAAAGAAGACGAGAUGGUCAAAGACGCUAUCAAAAGCAAGCAAGACUAUCGUAGUCAAAUCGAGAAACUGGUUGAAGAUUUAAACAAACAGAACUCAGAACUGGAAGAAGAAGCCGAAACCAUUUCUACAAUUAUAGCCAGGUUUUCGUACUUCUUGCAAAAACACGCAAUCUUGCCGUUCAAUGACUCCUACAACGACUUAAUUAAACAGCGCAUCAAAAACGAGAAGGAUCUAGAAAACUCAACUAAUCCGGAAAUGGUUGCAAAACUCGAGAAGCUCUUAAGCCAACACCAAGCUCGCCAAAAAAUCGUCCAAAAAAGCACCAGAAAGUUCCAAAACGAAGCUAGAAGCAGAGAAUUGACUCUUCAAACAAUCAUGAACUGCAUCUCCCGCCUCUACCGUUUGAAACACAUGGGAAAAACCAUACAACAACUGACACAAACAUCGAGCAUUUGUCGUCACGGAGAAGCCCAGGAAAAUUUCAGCUUGGACGAGACAAUCGCCGAAGAUCAAUAUCAGAAGACGGAUGACAGUGAACACGAUGAUGAAGUUAACACUAGCAACGAAAGCGAUAACAGUGACGAACCUGUUAUUAAAGUAACUUAAACAUAUCUAACUAACGACUCUAGUUCUACGCAGCUCGUAAGACAAAAUCCAUCUCCGCAGAGACAUGAAAACCGCCUAAUCAGAAAGCAUUCUUUUCGUCGAUAUAGAAAUCCAGAAGAAUACCCCCCAACCGAAAAAAAAUCACAUAGAAGGCACUUGGACCAUUCACCAGAUGACCAUGAUUUUAGAAAAUCCAGCUCUGACAAUGACUUGGAUGGUGGUCAUUUUGCUCGAUUUUUUGACAGGAGAAGCAGUACCAAACGUUCACAAAAGCAACACCACGAUCGUUCUAGGAAGUCAGAUCGUGGCAAAAAUGACUCUUUUCGGCAACCAAGAGAUUCAGAAGAGAAUUACAGAAGAAUUGAGAAAAAAACAAGACAAAGAGCACGCGAUGAAGUGGAAGAUUCGCCCAGGCGUCAUCGUCACAGAAAUGACAGCUAUGGCUCAAGUAAUCAUGAUUCUAUAAAGGGUUAUACUGCUCGAAGUAAACAUUCUAGACACGAAGAUCGAUCUGAUAUUGAGAGUUUAAAACAAUCUAAGAACUAUGAAUCAGGUGAUGAUCGGUCUACCAAGUUGACUAGAUCUAGACGCAGAUCUGGGGACGAAAGUAGAGAUCCGGGUAACAAAUCGUCUACAAGAUCUUCUGGUCGUGGACAGAAGAAACAGAGUCAAAAACCCGAGGAAAAUCUAGUCAACGUAACGAAUCUUUCAGAGGAGAACGCAGUACCAAAAGAGGUCCGAAAACCCAGAAGAAACCUAAAUCUGGAGACGAAAGUUAGAAUUCUAAAAUAAAAGUGAAUACCAACAAUUUGAUGGUCAUGGUUGUCUAUUUCUGAUCUGUUUAUCUCUUGGGUACUUCAAGAGAAUAGUUAGUAUUGUGAGGAACAAUAAAUUUUUAUCGUGA